AGUAAUAUAAACACCAAAAUGCCAUGCCAUCAUUCAAACUUCCCCUGCGAGAGCCUUGGCGGCUUUUGUAAUCAGAGCAUUGACUCUUCUCCCAUUGGCUGCCAAAUUAUUACUUGGUCCUUUUAAUUCUCUUUUUAAAGCUUGUUUAAUGCGAAUCUUAAGAACAAGCGCCUUGCCCAACUGGUAAUACGACAAUUAUUGCAGUGUUAAAUUCUUUUUUUUUUUUUUUUUGUCAAAAGCUGCAAAUCCAGAUCUGGUUAAAGGUUAGCCAUUGCUUCUAGAUCACCAAAUUUCAAUCUUUGUUCAAAAGAAUUUAACUUUUCUUCUAUCAAUUAUGGUGAAAUAUUGCCCUGUUAUUAGUUAUGGCGAUAAUGAUUUAAUGGUUUUAAUUCUAGAAAUUAUUUGUCAUUUCUUGUUUUGAGUUUGAUUUUUUUUUUUAUCGGAGGUUGUAUGAAUUAUGAAAAUUUUGUUUGCUUUUAUCAAUAAAAUAUUACAUUAGAGUUUUGUGAUUUAGAACUGUAAUUUUGAAAAUAUUUUAAGGUUGUCUUUGGCAACAUAGUUUGAAAGGAGGGAUUUGGAUGUCAAAUUCUGUAGUAAUACUCUUCAACAUUUGAGUUUUAUGAUUACACUCAAAUUCAUGGAUUUAUUACAUUCUAUUGAGUAUUGAAUUUGUAAUACCUAAACAAAAAAGUGAAUUUCAAAUACAUUUUUGAAUACAUUCAUCCUUAUGAUUUGUAAAAGAAAUAAAUCCAAAUUCACUCUCUAAAGCUUGUUUCCAACUGAAGCAUAUGGUUAUUGUGCUUGUUUUCUAAAAUUGCUUCCUGAUUGAUGCAGUAGGUGCUUGGAUAGAGUGUGAGGGGUGAAGAUACAAGAAAUUUUUCAUGUGAAAUUCGCUGAUUUGGUUCUCAAUUAAUAGAAUAGAUGCUUGAGAUAAUGUUUUCUGUUCAGAAGUGGAAAUGCUCAUGGUCUCUGGUGGCUACAGUUGCGUCUAUUAUAGCGCUAGUUUCAGUAGUUCAUCUAUUCCUGUUUCCUAUCGUCCCUUCUUUUGAUUACUUCAUUUCCCGGCAAGUUCAGUACACAUGUGUUCCAGUUAAUGCAUCAGUUGAACAGGGUGCUGAUCAUGUUUGGGGAAAUAUACACCAGGGUCUUGAUUUAGAUCACAGGUUUCCUUCUGACUUGCAUAAUGGAGUUGUUUAUCAUAAUGCACCGUGGAAGGCAGAGAUUGGGCGGUGGCUUUCUGGUUGUGAUGCAAUUGCUAGGGAAGUCAACAUUGUUGAGAAAAUAGGUGGUAGGCGCUGCAAAGAUGACUGCAGUGGUCAAGGUGUUUGCAAUCAUGAAUUGGGCCAAUGUAGAUGCUUUCAUGGAUUUACUGGAGAAGAAUGCUCUGAGAGGCUAAAUUUGAGUUGCAACUACCCUAAAACACCAGAGCUGCCCUAUGGACGAUGGGGUGUCUCAAUAUGUUCUGCUCAUUGUGACACUACAAGAGCUAUGUGCUUUUGUGGAGAAGGCACAAAAUAUCCAAAUCGUCCUGUGGCGGAGGCAUGUGGGUUUCACAUGAACAAACCAGGAUGGUGUAACGUAGACCCAGAUGCAGCAUAUGCUUCAAAAGUGCACUUCAAAGAGGAAUGUGACUGCAAAUAUGAUGGACUUUGGGGGCGUUUCUGUGAAGUGCCUGUUGAAAGUGUUUGCAUCAAUCAAUGCUCUGGACAUGGUCAUUGCCGUGGUGGGUUUUGUCAGUGCUAUAAUGGAUGGUACGGGACAGACUGCAGUAUUCCUUCAGUCGUAUCUCCAAUGGGAGAGUGGCCUAAGUGGCUCCGACCUGCUCAGGUCAAUAUUCCUGGUAAUGAACUCUCAGGAAACCUUGUCAAUCUCAAUGCUGCGGUGAAAAAGAAAAGGCCCCUUCUCUAUGUAUAUGAUUUACCUCCUGAGUUCAACAGUUUACUUCUUGAGGGACGACAUUUUAAGUUUCAGUGUGUAAACAGAAUCUAUGAUGACAGGAAUGCAACAUUGUGGACAGAUCAGUUGUAUGGCUCCCAGAUGGCACUCUAUGAGAGUAUUUUAGCUAGUUCAUAUCGAACAUUAAAUGGUGAAGAAGCAGAUUUUUUCUUUGUUCCUGUUUUGGAUGCUUGCAUCAUAACACGUGCUGAUGAUGCACCCCAUUUGAGCAUGGAGAAUCAUACUGGCUUGAGGAGCUCUCUCACUCUGGAAUUUUAUAGGAAUGCAUAUGAUCACAUUGUUGGGAAAUAUCCUUAUUGGAACCACUCGGCAGGAAGAGACCAUAUUUGGUCUUUUUCGUGGGAUGAAGGUGCUUGCUAUGCCCCUAAGGAGAUAUGGAAUAGUAUGAUGUUGGUUCAUUGGGGUAAUACGAAUUCUAAGCACAACCACUCAACAACAGCCUACUGGGCUGACAACUGGGACAAGAUUCCAUCUGAUAGAAGAGGCAACCAUCCUUGUUUUGAUCCUGAUAAAGAUCUCGUGCUUCCUGCUUGGAAACGCCCUGAUGUUACUGCAUUGAUUGCCAAACUGUGGUCUAGGCCUCGUGAGAAGAGGAAGACGCUUUUUUACUUCAAUGGAAAUCUAGGACCAGCUUACACAAGUGGAAGACCAGAAGCUACGUAUAGCAUGGGGAUCAGACAGAAACUGGCAGAUGAGUUUGGUUCGACCCCUAACAAGGAGGGAAAACUAGGGACACAGCAUGCAGAAGAUGUGAUUGUAACUCCUCUUCGUGCUGAAAACUAUCAUGAAGACAUAGCCAAUUCUAUUUUCUGUGGUGUGCUGCCUGGGGAUGGUUGGAGUGGUCGUAUGGAAGAUAGUGUUUUGCAAGGAUGCAUUCCUGUGGUUAUUCAGGAUGGGAUCUUCCUGCCGUACGAGAAUAUGCUCAACUAUGAGAGCUUUGCUGUUAGAAUACAUGAAGAUGAAAUUCCAAAUUUGAUCAAGAUUCUUCGGGGAAUCAAUGAAACAGAAAUAGAAAUCAAGUUGACCAACGUACAGAAAAUAUGGCAGAGGUUCCUCUAUCGUAAUUCUAUUUUGCUAGAAGCUGAGAGGCAAAAAACUGGCUUUGGCCGAGUGGAGGAUUGGGCAAUUCAAUUCUUGCAACAAACUGAAGAUGACGUCUUUACAACAUUUUUACAGGUUUUGCACUACAAGUUACAUAAUGACCCUUGGAGGCGGCAACCUGCUAACCUUAAAAAGGAGUAUGGAUUACCACCAGAAUGCUUGAUAAGAACCAAGUGAAGAGCUAUAAACUAACGUAUAUAGCAGCAGCUAAAGUGGCCAAAAACGAAUGUACAUGAAUCAACCAUUCUUAGCUUCUUGCAAAGAAUUGAGUUUCAGAGCUUAAGAGUGUGUAAAAACUGGUCAGGUGGAUGGAUAUCAACAAGAAAGCCUGAUAUCCCAAUAGAUAUGCCAAUUGAUGCAAGAUUCUCAACCAAACAGAAGUAGAUGCAGAACAUAGGAUUUUGUUACAAUUUUUUAACAGUAUUUAGAAGAGUAAGAAGAAUGGAAAAUUGUUUGGGCAGUGUGCGUUUUAGCAGAAGAGAUGUGCAUGUUGAAACCCUUUAUAAUAUUCUUUUUAUAUUAUUUGUAUGUCAACUUGAUUUUUGUCUAUUCAAACAUCAUGCA
Messenger RNA from Durio zibethinus, 3621 nucleotides. The record is from RefSeq and is a predicted model, not a curated record. Lineage: Eukaryota; Viridiplantae; Streptophyta; Magnoliopsida; Malvales; Malvaceae.